AUGGCCAUGGGAAUCCAACAACAGCAACACCAGGGCUCACCCCCAAUUACGAUUCAAACAACGACCCUUCGCGUCAGCCCCGAGAGGCCGGGCGAAACGGCCGGUAUCGACGACCUCGUUCGCCUUCGCUCGACGACGACUCUCGCUUCACCACCGUCGGCGGAGGAGGCGGUGAAGCCCCGCGGACACCUAAUUCAGACGCUGCCUUGCAUGACGCUGUACUCGCGCAGGCACCGCAUCAACAGGUGA
This is a messenger RNA of Colletotrichum spaethianum, 249 nucleotides long. RefSeq lists its product as uncharacterized. The record is from RefSeq and is a predicted model, not a curated record. The transcript is spliced from 2 exons. NCBI's taxonomy places the organism in Eukaryota, Fungi, Ascomycota, Sordariomycetes, Glomerellales, Glomerellaceae. Bases 1 to 249 code for a protein of 82 amino acids.